Messenger RNA from Sesamum indicum (sesame), 3079 nucleotides. The record is from RefSeq and is a predicted model, not a curated record. Lineage: Eukaryota; Viridiplantae; Streptophyta; Magnoliopsida; Lamiales; Pedaliaceae.
AUACGCUGAGAACUCAUCUCAAACUAGAAUUUCCUAUGAUCUUAGCAGUAUUCACAAAUCACAACUGGUUAAAUACCACUUGAACAUGGUUUUUCAAAGAAUCUGAAUACCUAUUUUAUGUUCUGUCAGAAGUGUUUAAAACAAAUAAAACAGGUAGAUUACAUUUUUCAUUUCUGCUCUGACACAAGUUUUUGUUGCAUCACAAGAAAAGUUAAGAGUGUUGGAAAUCAUGAGCGUGAGAUGGCCAAGGCUUUUGACUCCCACUUAUCUCUCACAGCUGAUACGCAGCCAGAAAAACCCCUUAAAGGCUUUGGAUAUUUUCAAUGAAGCUAAAACUAGAUACCCCAGUUACCGCCACAAUGGUCCGGUCUAUGCUGCCAUGAUUAGGGUCCUAGGAAGCUCAGGGCGAUUGGCUGAGAUGAAAGAAAUAGUUAAGCGGAUGAAAGAGGACUCUUGUGAAUGCCAAGAUUCAGUCCUUGCUGGUGUAAUCAGAACUUAUGCCAAUGCUGGUUUGUGGGACGAAGCCAUCUCUUUGUUCAAGAGUCUUCCUGAAUUCAAUUGCGUAAACUACACAGAAUCUUUUAUUACUCUUUUGGAGAUAAUGGUGAAAGAGUCCAAGCUAGAAACUUGUUAUCACUUCUUCGUGGAGAAUUGUCGAGGGUGGGAAAUCAAGUCGCGGACACGUUCCUUGAAUUUACUUAUGCAUGCUCUUUGUCAGAUACACCGUUCUGAUCUUGCAUUGCACAUUUUUCAAGAAAUGGGUUAUCAGUGGUGCUAUCCUGAAAGGGAAACAUAUAGGACUCUGAUGAGGGGUUUGUGUGAGGAUGGAAGACUUACUGAGGCCACCCAUCUGUUGCACUCAAUGUUCUGGAGGGUUUCUCAGAAGGGUUGUGGGGCUGAUGUUUCUGUAUAUAGAACACUGUUAGAGGCUCUAUGUGACAAUGGAGAGGUAGAGGAGGCUGUGGAAGUACUUGAACACGUCUUGAGGAAAGGUCUUAAGGCUCCAAGAAAAUACUACAAGCAACUAGAUUUUGGCCAAUUCCACCUUAAAGAUGAAGCAGGUAUCAGUCAAGCAAAGGUUUUGAUUAACGAGGCUUUGAUGCGAGGUGGAUUUCCUAGUUCGGAUGGUUACAGAGCAAUAGCAAUUGAUCUCUACUCAGAGGGAAGGAUAGCUGGAGGCAACAAGGUGCUCGAGGAAAUGCACAAGAAAGGGUUCAAAUCAUCUGAGCGAAUAUAUGAAGCCAAGGUGGCAGCACUGUUUGCAGCAGGCAAGGUCGAUGAAGCAGUGGAUGUGGUUGAAAGGGAAAUGAUAGCGAACAACUGUGUCCCGACAAUUAAGCUGCAUAAUAUUGUAAUAAAAGGACUCUGUGACCUAAAAGAAUCUGCUUGGGCUAUAAUGUACUUUCAGAAAAUAUCGAGGCAAGUCUGUUGUGUUCCUGACAAGAAGACGUAUGAGUACCUAGUUGAUGGAUUAUGUCAUGAUGGUAAAUACAUGCAAGCUAGUCGAAUGUUGGAAAAAAUGCUUAUCAACUCUUACUGGCCCGGGGAUGAAAUAUACAAUAAACUUAUCCAUGGCCUGUGCUUAAUAGGGAAGCCGUAUAAAGCUGUUAUUUGGCUGGAGGAGAUGAUCAGCCAAGCUAAAAUCCCAGAAGCAUCUGUAUGGUGUUCAUUAGUAUCUUCUGUUUGUCUUGGGAGACAACAAUCUGAUAUAUGGACAUUCAAUUAUUUAUCUAGUUGAUGGCUUUAUUUAAGCCAUAAGAACAUAAUGAAGUAUAGAUAACAUUUUAUUAUAAACAAAAUUGUGCAUCACACUGAUAAAUCUCUGUAUUGAACUGUCUCAAUGUCUUAAAAUCAUCGUAGUUCUUAAAGUUAAUUUUCGUUAGAGUACUUGGUAUUCUACUUAUGUGUCAGAAGGAAAUUAGAUGUAAUUUUCUGAUAUAGUACGUAGUUUUGUUUCAAUUAGAAAUUGCAUCGUGGCUCCCUCAAGACUGAAAUCUUUUGAUCCAUAUGUGCAACCAAUCGUUGUGCUUGACGUCACAUUAUUUCUCUUCUUGUGAUAAACCUUCAAGAAAGUGGAGGAAAUGAAGCUUUUGGAGAAAGAUCUGACUGGCAUGGCUGAAGAAGUAGAUAGGCUACUUGCCGAGGUGUAAAAUGCUGAGAAGAGGCUAGUGUUCCGAUCCUAUAGACCGGCCCCUACAUGAACGCAGAUAAUUUAUAUCCGCCUCCCGUUCAACUGGUGGCUAUGCUGCAAUUUUGGUGGACCUCAUUUUAUAUGGAUGGUGGGGCAGCGGUGGAGGGAAUGAACCCAUAUGCCGUUGGCGGAUUUGCAGUUAGCCCUCCAGUAACCAGUGUUCCUGCAGUUGGUGCUGGCUGUUGUUGCUGGUAAUCCUUCCUGGGGAGUGAUUUAUAAUACGUCCCAUACUCAGAUGUUCAUGAGCUGCAAAAGAGCCUUCUCUGCUUUGAGGUAUUGGAGAAGUGAACUGACUUGUUACCAUUUUCACCAUAGCUGAUCAUAUUCCAACUUUUGAUCAAUCAAAUUGCAGAAGGGCUUCUGCAGUUUGUUUUCGGGAUUUCUUGUGUAAAACUUCUUUGGCUGGCCAGUUUUGGUUUCUUCAAUUGUAAAUUGUUGGUUGUAUGUGUUUGAUGCAUUUCUUAUUCAUUCCAUUUUGUUGAUUGAGCAUGCCAACAACAUAGUUUAAUUCAUAUAAGAUAUCUCGAAUUAAACGUGAAUAUAAAUACACAAGUGUUUAAAUAUGUCAUAAACACAAAGGUCCUACUUGGGUUAAACAUCUUAUGUGCUAUUAAUAAUUUUAUGGUGCCAUAACUCAUAUGAGACAUCAAUGGUUACUAGCUCUUUACAGUCAAAAUGUUUCUGGUGAUAAUCUACUUGGGCAAGUGUCGGCUUCACUGUCAUUUUCUUAAGUUAAAUUUAAGAUGUAAUUCAGUUUCUGCAGAUGAAAGAUUUUAUAUAUAAAAACUUGCUGUGGUAAUCCUUUCUCAUGAAUAUUCUGAAUCAUAUUGCUUGGUUGGACAAAGUUUCCUUUUCAGGCUUUCCGAAAAUCUCUAUGUUAAGUGUCUU